Molecule: messenger RNA, 411 nt
Organism: Letharia columbiana
Lineage: Eukaryota; Fungi; Ascomycota; Lecanoromycetes; Lecanorales; Parmeliaceae
Exons: 3
Coding region: 1-411 (136 amino acids)
Biological process (GO): protein import into mitochondrial matrix
Cellular component (GO): TIM23 mitochondrial import inner membrane translocase complex
Source: RefSeq, a predicted model, not a curated record
AUGGCGCACCGCAUCAUCACCCAAAUUAUCUUCACAGGCACCAGAGUCCUAGGUCGCGCUUUCGCCGAAGCCUACAGACAAGCCGCAGCAUCCUCCCAACAUUCUCGGGCAGCAGGUGCCAACACCAGUGGUCCCGGUACUGCCAACAGUUUCGCCUCCUCCGGUCUCACCCUCGAUGAAGCAUGCAAGAUUCUCAACGUCAAGCCACUACAAGGCGGGAAAACGGAUAUGAACAAUGUGAUGGAGAGAUUUAGGACUAUGUUUGAUAGGAAUGAGCCGACUAAGGGGGGAAGUUUCUAUCUCCAAAGCAAGAUAUUGCGAGCGCGGGAAAGGAUAGAGCUGGAGGUUAGGGAAGCGACAGAGGCUGUGGAGAGGGAGGCGGAGCUGAGAGAGGGAUGGAAGCCCAAGUGA